AAAACCAAAUGAAUGAAAUGGAUCAAAAGAAAAAAAAAUAAUAAUAAUCAGGAAAAAUUAAGCCAAAUAUCUCUCAAACUCACGAUUGCUUUAGCUCUCGGGCUCUCCAUCGUCAUGCCUUUUUGAUCCUAGAAGGUGCGUACGGUUGCAUUUCCUGCUGGAUCGCGAUCGAACGCCGAUGCUUUUCUCGUUGUGAUUUUGAGUCUUUUAAUUUGUUGGCGUUCCUGGAUGAUGAUGCUCAAUUUGGCGAGGUGACGUUGCAACCGGUCCUCUCCGUCUUCGAUCUGCAGGAAGUCGAUCUUGAUUCUGCUUGCCCCUAGCUGAGGAGGUGUUUAUUCUGAUCCAAGGAUCUGUGCGCAACUACCAUGUUUUGGAGGCAGAGGGAGAGGGAGAACAGUAGCUGGGAGUACAACAGCGGCCCUCCUCUUGGGCAGGUCCGUGUUCUUGUAGUUGGCGAUUCAGGCGUUGGAAAGACAUCCCUAGUACACCUAAUCUUGAAAGGUGCUUCAAUUUCUCGACCUUCUCAAACAGUUGGUUGUACAGUUGGUAUCAAGCAUAUUUCAUAUGGAAGUGCUAGUAGUUCCUCCAAUAGCUUAAAUGUGGAUUCACAAAGAGAUUUUUUUAUCGAGCUGUGGGAUGUCUCAGGGCAUGAACGCUACAAGGAUUGUCGAUCUCUUUUCUAUAGAGAAAUUAAUGGCGUUAUAUUUGUUCAUGAUCUCUCCCAAAGGAGGACAAAGACCAAUUUGCAAAAGUGGGCUGCCGAGAUUGCAGCAAAUGGUACAUUUUCAGCUCCAGGAUCUGGUGGUCCUGGAGGACUUCCUGUUCCUUAUCUUGUUAUUGCUAACAAGAACGACAUUGUUGCCAAAGAGAGAAUGAGGGCGAGUGGUGGCAAUCUUGUUGAUGUUGCUCGUCAUUGGGUUGAGAAGCAAGGGUUUCUCCCUCCUAGUGAAGAACUUCCAUUGACUGAUAGCUUUCCUGGAAUUUCUGGCCUCUUAACAGCUGCUAAAGAAGCCAGAUAUGAUAAGGAAGCUGUUAUUAAGUUCUUUCGUGUGUUGAUUAGGAGAAGAUAUUUCUCUGAUGAACCACCAGCUCCUACUCCUUGGUCCAUAAACCCCUUGCAGAACUCCCUUCUACAAACAUUCAAUAACUCAAGUGAUGAUGAUCAAUUUCACAGAAGAUUGAGUUUUAGCACUGAUGAUAUCAAGUACAAUGUACCACCACUUCCGCUGCUGAACAUCGCACCGGCCAUAUAUCCACAGCAGCCUGUCUCAGGGCCUGAGAACUACAAUUUACACAGAUUUUCAGCCUCUAGCUCGCCUCAAACUAGCAGCACAAAGUCAUAUAAACCCGAUAUCAUUUUUUGAUUCAAGUUUUACUUAGUUCGUAAAUUGUUCAUGUGUGAUUACGAGUCCAAGUGUAUACCGAAUUCUUUUACAACCAUUCUUUGUGGUGACUGUUAAUUCUUUGUCAAUAAGAGAAGGAUUACGGACAGUUUAUUUGUAAUAAAGGACUCGUGACUCAUGUUGCUAUGAGCUACUUAGUGAUCAACUUUCUUUGUUUUCCUCCUU
Messenger RNA from Zingiber officinale, 1568 nucleotides. RefSeq names its product small GTPase LIP1-like. NCBI's taxonomy places the organism in Eukaryota, Viridiplantae, Streptophyta, Magnoliopsida, Zingiberales, Zingiberaceae. The transcript has 7 exons. Bases 366 to 1364 code for a protein of 332 amino acids. Gene Ontology annotation, molecular function: GTP binding; GTPase activity. Gene Ontology annotation, cellular component: endomembrane system. Gene Ontology annotation, biological process: intracellular protein transport. The record is from RefSeq and is a predicted model, not a curated record.